AUGAAGAAGGAGCCGCUGCAGCCUGACUCUCAGUCCGCCACCCCGACAGUUCGACUGUCGAUUUCGACGAGGUCCACCAGGAGCUUCAACGAGUUGAAGCGACGCGGUGACCUUUGCGAG
Molecule: messenger RNA, 120 nt
Organism: Dibothriocephalus latus
Lineage: Eukaryota; Metazoa; Platyhelminthes; Cestoda; Diphyllobothriidea; Diphyllobothriidae
Source: the annotation of a GenBank genome assembly